GCCCGACCCCGUGGCAAAGGCAGCCUGCUGCUCCCCCUCAGAGCCACCCAGCUCGGACUGGUCAGGGAAACGCUGACUUGUGAAGUGGCACAUGCCAUUUAUCUUAUUCUGCGGAGUCGUCUGCAUCUGGGAUUCUGGUGUUUGGUUUUGUUUGCUCUCCUUGCGUUGCUCAAGCUCUUUUCCUGCAUGAAACGCAGCGAGGAGGAGGAGGCUGUGCUCAUUCUGCAGAGGUGAAGGUUUCCCUGGUUGACCCUCAACGAGGACAAGGAGGAUGAUCCAGUAUGCUGUUCUGUUGCUGUGGAUGCAGCCGGAUUGGAGCAUCUUGCUCAAUCCUAAUGACCCUGAUGUUUGCAGCUACUGGGAAAGCUUCACCACCCCCUCCAAGGAGUCGUACCUGCAGCCCGUUGCCCAGGCCUUCCAGGUGCCUUGCGAGAGGAGCUGGCCCUUUGCCAAGACCUGCACUCAGCACAAAGUGGUGUACAAGGCAGCCUACCGCCAAGCCGUGAAAGUCGACUACAGGAGGCGCUUUCGCUGCUGCCAGGGGUAUUACGAGAGCAGCAACGCCUGUGUCCCUCGUUGUACCCGGGAGUGUGUGCAUGGGAGGUGUGUGGCUCCAGACCAGUGCCAGUGCGAGCAGGGGUGGCGUGGCGCAGACUGCUCCAGCGAGUGCAGCAGCCUCUUCUGGGGACCCGGCUGCCAGAAGCCCUGUGCGUGUGCCAACGGAGGCAGCUGCGAGCCAGUGACCGGGGCCUGUGCCUGCCCACCCGGCUACAGAGGCCCCCUGUGCCGAGAGCCCUGUGCCCCGGGAGCCUAUGGCCAAGGAUGCCUGCUGGACUGCCGCUGUGGGGACAGCGCUGGCUGCGACUGGCGGACGGGCGCCUGCAACUGCUCCCAGGGCUACACCGGGCCACACUGCGAGCUCCCCUGCCUCAAUGGCACCGGCGGACCCCCGUGCCAGGCCCCCUGCCCCUGUCAGAACGGGGGCAUCUGCACCUCCCCAGGGACCAGCCAGUGCACCUGCCCGCCGGGAUGGAUGGGCGCCAUCUGCUCCGUCCGUUGCCCUGACGGCCGCUUUGGUUCCAGCUGCCAAGGGGAGUGCCGGUGCCACAACGGAGGCCAGUGUGACCCUGAAACUGGGCAAUGCCGGUGUGCGCUGGGCUACACUGGAGAGCGAUGCCGUGAGGAGUGCCCCGUUGGCAAGUAUGGCCGGGACUGUGGCCACGCCUGUGACUGUGCCAACGGAGGCCGCUGCUUCCACAUCAACGGGGCCUGCCUGUGCGAAGCGGGGUUCCUGGGCGGCCGCUGCGAGGAGCGCGAGUGCCCCGCCGGCCUCUAUGGCCUCACCUGCCUCUCGCCCUGCCUCUGCGACCCUCGCUACACCCAGAGCUGCCACCCGCUCUCCGGGGAAUGCACCUGCAAGCCAGGCUGGGCUGGGCUGUACUGCAAUGAGACCUGCCCUCCUGGGUCUUACGGUGUCGGUUGCCGGGAUCCCUGCCUGUGCUUGAAUGGGGGGACCUGCGACAGCGAAACCGGGCUCUGCCUUUGCCCCGCAGGCUACCGGGACGAGCACUGCUCCGGCUCCUGCCCGGCCGAGACGUACGGCCUGAACUGCUCUCUUCCCUGCACCUGCCAGAAUGCUUUGGCCUGUUCCCCUGUGGACGGCAGCUGCACCUGCAAGGAAGGUUGGCAAGGGACAGACUGUGCCCUGCCCUGCCCGGCUGGCACGUGGGGCUCCGGCUGCAACGAGACCUGCCACUGUGCCAACGGAGCCACCUGCAGCCCUGUCAGCGGGGGGUGCUCGUGUGCGGCAGGCUGGUCCGGCAGGCAGUGCCAGGAGCUGUGCCCGAAUGGGUUCUAUGGCCUCAGCUGUAGCAAGAAAUGUUCCUGCCAAAAUGCAGAUGGCUGUGACCCUGUCACAGGACAGUGCCGCUGCUUACCUGGAUGGGCAGGUCCGCGGUGCGGCCAGCGGUGCGUCGAGGGCCAGUGGGGUCAGCACUGCAGCAAGCUGUGCUCCUGCAAGAACGGCGCCGCCUGCUCCCCCACAGACGGGAGCUGCGACUGCUCCCCCGGCUUCCGUGGCCCCACCUGCCAGCGCUCCUGCCAGCCGGGGCGUUACGGCAAGAAGUGCUCCGUGGCCUGCAAGUGUGCGAACCAUUCCAUCUGCCACCCCGUGGACGGCUCCUGCGAUUGUCCUCCUGGAUGGACGGACAGCGAUUGCUCAAGGCGCUGCCCUCCCGGGCUGUUCGGGGAGAACUGCACCCGCCGGUGCCAGUGCUGGAAUGAGGCUUCCUGCGAUCCAGAGACGGGGAGGUGCCUGUGCCCCACAGGCUACACCGGGGCCCGCUGUGAGACAAAAAGCCCCAACGAUUCCCCCACUAUGGUCCCUGCCGCCCCUGCCGGGCCCCCAUCCCUUGGGGCUGUGAUUGGCAUCAUCAUCCUGGCCGUCUUGCUCGUGGCCUUGCUGGCGUUCUUCCUCUGUUACCGACACUGGCAGAAAGACAAGGAGAACCGGCACCUCUCUGUGGCCUACACCACAGGGAGACCAGAGAGCUCAGAAUACGCUGUCCCGGAUGUCCCUCCCAGUUACACCCACUACUACUCCAACCCCAGCUACCACACCCUGUCGCCCUGCUCCCCGAGCCUCCGUGCCCCCAGCCUCCUGGAGCAGGCGGGCCCUGCCAAGUUGAUCAGCAGCCCAAAGAUCCCAGAGCGGGAGUGGCCGGGAAUGUCCGGGGCAGCAGACUGCAACGCCACGCUGCCGGCAGACUGGAAGCACCACAGGGGGACUCCGGCCAGGAACCACGCAGGGCAAGGAGGAAGCCAGAUGGACCGCAGCUUCAGCUACACUAACGGACUCGGGAAAUAUAAAGGUUAUGCAAAGGAAGAGCUGCUGUGGCGAAGCGACAGCUCCCUGAGCAGCGAGAACCCCUACGCCACCAUCAAGGACUUGCCCAUCCUCACGGGCAAGCCCUCAGAGGGCAGCUACAUGGAGAUGAAGGCCUCUGUCAAGCGCGAGAUGUCCUACGCGGAGAUCGGCCUCUUCGAAGAGUCUGCCCAGAGCCUGGAGGAGGAGGAGGAGGAGGAGGAAGAAGGGAACGGCUUGGCUGGGGCUGGUGGUGUGUCCCACGCAGCAGCAGCAGCUCCUGCUGUCCCCCCAAGCCACUACGACUCCCCCAAGAACAGCCACAUCCCCAGCCACUAUGACGUGCCCCCUACCCGGCACUACCCUCCUUCCCCACCGCUCCGGAGGCAAGCCAGAUGAAGACGCCCUCCUCCUCUUUCUGCCUCCACGGAGCCUCCUCAGGAAGGACUGACUGGCUGGGGCCGAAGCCUGACCGGCCCGCCUGGCUCUGAACGAAUGGCCAAUGGGGCCACCCACCCACCCACCCCCGGGCCUCCUUGUGCUCUGGCACGUGGGUUGCGGCCAGAGCUCCAGCCCGAAGGCUGCUCGCCACGGAGGUCUCCUAGCGGCGGAAUGCCCGAGGUGCGGGCGGGCGGGCGUGUUUCCGCAGCCUCUGGGGUGGUUCUGCCCCCUGCAGCGUUGCUGCCGCCGUCUGUGCAAGAGAGAGAGCGGAGUCGCUGGCAGCUGCGUGGAGGCCAAAGGGCAGCCGCAGCAGGAGGCGUUCUGGGUCCAGAGCAGACAAUUGUGCCACCUUCAGAAAUCUUUAGAAUUCAUAUGAAGGUAGGGGAAGAUUCUUCUUACGAGGAGUUUUGCCUUCAUGCUUCAGAGAGUUAAGAAGGGCAGACCUCUUCAGGCUUCUGGUCUGUUGGCGCUACUCAAGUUGCCUUUGGCAGGUGGAGGAAUGACUAUUUCCGCCAUCCCAGCCCCGGCCAUGGCCCAGGCCUCCACUGGGAUAGUCUGCCCUCCUCCACCACCACCCCAGCCAUCCGCUUCAACGCUGAACGUGGAGGGAUAGGGCAAAAGUGAACUGACCACUCUGUGGAAGAGCCUGUCUGUGCCCACGUGCCGGGGAUCUGCAACUGUGU
Elgaria multicarinata webbii is the source of this 3987-nucleotide messenger RNA. RefSeq names its product platelet endothelial aggregation receptor 1 (gene PEAR1). The transcript has 23 exons. The record is from RefSeq and is a predicted model, not a curated record. Gene Ontology annotation, molecular function: scavenger receptor activity; protein binding. The coding region runs from base 272 to 3262 and encodes 996 amino acids. NCBI's taxonomy places the organism in Eukaryota, Metazoa, Chordata, Lepidosauria, Squamata, Anguidae.